AUGGUCUCUGUUCAGGAGGCGACAAUGGAUGACAUUCCCCUGCAGGAUGAAAUGGGGAGUGUGGAGUACAGGCUGCUGAUGGUGUAUGCCCAACGCACACGGUCAGCCAGCAAGUUCCAGCACAUAAACCAGGAAGGUGCACAGGCAGAAGCAGACGGGGAGCACACAAUUGCCACCAAUGGGAAUGACCACAAGAGACAUAAAUCCUCUAAAGGCACAAAGAAAAAGAGCAAGUGGCUUAAGCGUAUGACCCCCAAGUGCCUGAAGCCUGAAAACGACAAGAAGAAAAAAAGGAAAUCUCUUGCUGCGAGUAAGUAG
Messenger RNA from Pelobates cultripes (western spadefoot toad), 318 nucleotides. NCBI's taxonomy places the organism in Eukaryota, Metazoa, Chordata, Amphibia, Anura, Pelobatidae. The record is from the annotation of a GenBank genome assembly.